Messenger RNA from Ramularia collo-cygni, 1494 nucleotides. RefSeq names its product related to cobyrinic acid a,c-diamide synthase. The record is from RefSeq and is a predicted model, not a curated record. The coding region runs from base 1 to 1494 and encodes 497 amino acids. NCBI's taxonomy places the organism in Eukaryota, Fungi, Ascomycota, Dothideomycetes, Mycosphaerellales, Mycosphaerellaceae. The transcript has 7 exons.
AUGUCAGACGACGAGGUGGACUAUGAACUCCUCGACUUGCUUCGGCAGCGACUGGGCAUAUCAACAGCCCCCAAAGACGAAAUCUCUAGCGAAACUGGCGUUCUACGCGAUGCAGAGUUCAUCUACAACAACUCGAUCGAUGUGUUCAUCAACAUGCAUGGAACGAAAGCAGCCGCAGCGGCCAUCUAUAAGAGCAUGCAAGAAAGAGCCUACUCCACCGAGACCUGGAGCCAGCAUGAAUUGCAUCCCAGUAUCAAAGAAGGAUUCUCCGGAGUAGACCUCGUCAACUUUGUCUUCACGUUAGAUUUGUUGAACUUUUCAUUCUGGUCUGAACUUGACGAAACCGAAAGAUAUCAAGUUGAAUAUAGGGGCCAACACUGGACGGGCUACAACAGUCUAGWAGCUUGUCUACGAAGAGCUUUGGACGAAGGUAUUCCGAUCACAACCCCUCGUUUCUGGCGGAGCCGGCAAUGCUCAGAUGACUUGCUUGCCAACGUCUUUCGAAGUGCCACGCAAGAGCAAAUUCCCCUACUGGAAGGGCGGAUUGCCAAUCUGCGAGAGGCUAGCGAAGUUUUGCGAGAAAAAUAUCCGGAUCCAGAGGGCGAGGACGACGAGGAUGACGAGGACGAUGACCUUGUAGAGGAGAAUACGAUUGCACCAGACGGUCCAGAAUCCGCGAUGCAGACUAUCACGGAAGGAGACUUGGGAGAAUCUACCCUUGAACACCACAAUGGAGACGACUUCCUGGAAAGACAGUCACCACCACCACUACCAACAGCCUCAGAAGCCCAACGAGCACCAAAGACAGCAGAAGAUGUCCAGGACAUGAACCCCGAGACUACCAUCAAUCCAGCGGACAGCCAUGGAGGGGCCACACAUGCACAGACAGACGCCAACGCAUCACCGACGCACGCCCCAGAAUCAUGCAGGAACACCAAACCGCCAUCCGACAGCCGGCAGAAAGAUCACAGGCCUGACCAUGMAGUCGUACGCCUAAUUGAACGCGCCGAUAAAUCGGCCGGCCGUCUGGUCAAUCUUCUCGCCACGCAAUUCCCAUUUUCGUUUCGAGACGAGGCCCGCUUCGACGGUCGGAGAGUGAAGCUGUUCAAACGAGCCCAAAUAUUCGUAGCAGAUCUGUGGGCUGCGCUCAAUGCGCGCGGGCUGGGCGAGUUCGACGACGUCGAUCAUCUGACGAUGUUCCCCGAUUAUCGAGUUGCGCAGAUGCUGUAUGGCUUGGGAGUGUUGUCGUACAGCCCUCCUCUUGACUWUCGUGUCAACAAUCGCAUCAUCAUCGAGCCUGGCCACUCUUGGGAAGUCCAAAUCCGUGGCUGUAGCAUUUGGGCAGUCGAAUUGCUGCGACGAGAGAUUGUAAAUCUGCAUCCAGAAACCCAUGUCAAUGCAGUACUGAUAGAUUUCUUCUUGUACGAUUUGGCCAAGGAGCGGGAGGCGAAUGCCGGAGCGCCGCACCACCGUACAAGAAGUACCUGGUAUUGA